UGUGGUGUAUAGGCUUUGAUGGAAAGCAAGACGUUACAUUAGUUGAGAGUUUUGGUUGUAGAAAAAGUAAAAAAAAAAAACACUAUAGUAUUGUCUCGUAUCCAGGAAACAUAUACAUCGAUCAUGUAGUUCCUGAAAGUAGUAAAGCUGCUAAAAAAACAAAGGAGUUAAUGUCAGUUAUUAUAGAGACAGACUCCGUAGAAAACAUUAAAGGUGUUGUGUGUGAUGGCACAAAUAAUAAUACAGAUAAAGGCAACGGAAUCAUAAGAAAAUUAGAGGAGAAGUUAGGUAGACUAAUACAGUGGUUGGUAUGCCUUCUACACUGUAACGAGCUGCCAUUUAGAAGGUUUUUUGCAGGCGUGGAUUUUUCUCAAACUACAGGACCUUCCACAUUGACAGAUUACCUUAUUGGUAAUAAUCCUACUCCAUUAUUGAAGGGAAAUUACAUUGCACUGAUACCAAAUAUGGCUAGAGAAUAUUCAGUUUCAUUUGAAGUUUACCUUAAUAAAUUUGUAAAUGGUUGGCAUAGUGUCAUUCUAAUUUAUAAUGGUUCAAAUAUUGAAGAAUAUAGUGAUAGAGUUCUCGGUGUUUGGUUGCAUGUAGCAAAUGGUCAAGGAAAGCUCUAUAUUUCACCUCAAAUAGUUGGUAAUUGUUGUGAAGGGUUUUUUUCCAAUUCCAUUGCUUUACACAUUUGGUCAAAUAUUAGCAUUAGUCAAGUUUUAAAUGGAUUUGUUUAUAAUUACACAAUCAAAAUAAACGAUGAAAUUGUUUAUUCUGAAAUUAAACAAAUUGUUUAUUCUUGGCAAAAUGUCAAAGUUUAUGCUUCUGCUCCAUUAUAUGAACCUGCAAAUUGCUUAAUCAAAAGUUUAUAUAUUUCUACUGGAGAAAACGAUACAAUACAAUCUGUUGUUAUUCCACCACCAGGUUAUAGUUUUCACAAUAUGUUGACUUACUUUAUGCGUCAUUGGGAAUUUUCUAAUUUGGGUCAAAUUAAUUAUAUUUAUGAAUGUUUUGAUAUAUGCAAAGCCCCAAAAGGUUAUUGGUAUGUGAAUGAUAAUAUGAUUUUAAUAGAUGCUUCAUUCAAUUUUGUUAAUGUUGUAUUAUCCGGGUUUGGUUAUACCCUUGAAGAGUGCACAUUUUGUUUUACAAUUUUUGAUGGUAUGUUUAAUUAUGAAACUAUCCUUGACGUUAAUCUAUUUAAUAAUGUUUGGCAUUCUUUUAAAGAAACUUUUAAAAUGGAAAAUGGUGACAACUUUAAAGUUGUAAGAUUAGAUUCUGGUAGUUGUGAAAAUAUUUAUUUGAAUUCAGUUGAUGUAUCUUUUAAAGAUAUCAAUGAAUGCACUAACUUAAACCCUCCGUGUUCUUGGAGUCAUGGAGUAUGCAAAAAUACAUUUGGUAGUUAUUUGUGUUUGUGUGAAGUUGGAUGGAUGUUGGAUAAAAACAGUUGUAUAGAUACUAAUGAGUGCUUACAAAAACCAUGUUUUUGGAGCAAUGGAGAAUGUGUAAACUCUAUUGGCAGUUAUUAUUGCACAUGUGCAAGAGGAUGGAUAAUCAGUCAAUAUAAUAAUAGCUGUGUUGAUGUUGAUGAGUGUACAACAGGGUCGACGUUAUGUUCUUGGGGUAAAGGAGAAUGUCAAAAUACAAACGGAAGUUAUUUGUGCUUGUAUCCAAGACAACGUCAAGAUAACAAUAUAUUUGUUUAUCCUUUGGUUGAAACUAUUACCUCAAUAUCAAAUGGAUAUUUUGUUGCUCUGAUAACAACGCUAAAUAAAGAGUUUUUAAUAACAUUUAAUUUUUUUCCAAACAAGUUUGAUGGUAGUAGAAGUGUUAUUUGUUUUUCUUUGGAGUUUGAAGCGUGUAAAUUGUCAGUACUUACUAUUACAGUUGAUCCAGAAGGUUUAUUAGUUUUUGAUAAAAGUGGUAAAGAUCAUUUUAACACAUUCAAAUACCCUAUAACAUUAAAUAUGUGGUCAAACAUUGAAGUCAGUCAAAUAUCGACAAUUAAUAAAUUUGAAUAUAACUAUAUUAUCAAAAUAAAUAAAAAUGUUGUAUUUUUCACUACAAUAAAAGACGAAUAUCAGUAUGAUGAUAUCAAAGUUUAUGCUUCAGAUACAUUUUACAAAGCUCAAGAUUCCUCUAUAGAAAAAUUUUAUUUUAUAAAUGGAAAAUCAGAAAACGAAUCCUAUCCGGUUAUUCUUACUCCUAAAGGUAUGAAUUUUAGUAACAUUUGGACUCGCAAUGGGCAUCAAUGGAGUAUCUCGCCGUUUAGAAAAGAACUAGGUAAAAAGAUAGACAAUAACCAAACACCAUUAGGUAUGUUGCUAAUAGAAUAAAUUUUAUUUUUAUUGUUUAUGAUAAUGUUAUCCAGAACUUUUAACUGCAGUGGGACAGAAAAAAGAAAUAUUUAUGCCUCGCUCCAUCCCGUCGGCGAUAGAUUACUUCGACUUGUAAAAAAUAAAAUUAUUAUUUUAAAAAAUAUCUAAAAAUAUUAAAAAGCCACGUUAAAAAAUAUCUGCACAGAGAUGUACAUUUUGUGUCUUGAUUUAUAUGUAGUUUUUUCUUAAUAUAAUUAUGAAGUUAGUAACUUUUUUGAUGAAAAACAUUUUUCGAUAUUAAUAAUUUUAUUAAAAAAAUAACCAAUUUUUUAGUUUAAAAUAUGAAACAAGAAAAAAUAAAGGGAAUGCAAUCAUAUCUUGAAGAUUAGAAAACGGUAAUCACUUUGUGGCGGUGUGUGUGACAAUUACUGUCUUUUUCUAGGUUAUUCAUCUCACUGUGUAGGAGAAAGCGUUGUUCUCGUCCUUUUCUACUUUUUUUAACACUUCUAGACAUCAAUAAUAAUUAAAAUUGUACAAAUAUAGCUCAUAAUUAAAUAAUUUUACUUUCAUUUUUCAAGAUGUCUCAAUAACGGCAUUUCGCAAACUGUCAUA
Molecule: messenger RNA, 2927 nt
Organism: Hydra vulgaris (swiftwater hydra)
Lineage: Eukaryota; Metazoa; Cnidaria; Hydrozoa; Anthoathecata; Hydridae
Source: RefSeq, a predicted model, not a curated record